Boleophthalmus pectinirostris (great blue-spotted mudskipper) is the source of this 5988-nucleotide messenger RNA. It is a transcript of the gene myo9bl, whose product is annotated as unconventional myosin-IXb. The transcript is spliced from 36 exons. The record is from RefSeq and is a predicted model, not a curated record. Gene Ontology annotation, cellular component: myosin complex. The annotation marks the transcript as partial. Gene Ontology annotation, biological process: intracellular signal transduction. NCBI's taxonomy places the organism in Eukaryota, Metazoa, Chordata, Actinopteri, Gobiiformes, Gobiidae. Gene Ontology annotation, molecular function: protein binding; GTPase activator activity; ATP binding.
UUUUUUUCUCCGCGCAGAGCUGCUGCUGUUAUUUGGGCUCAGAGAAAGGAAGUAGCGCUGGCUAGCCGUGUUAGCCGGUCAAAACUUCAUCUGUUUUGGAAAACGAUGGAUUCAUGAGGGGUUUUCAUGCUAGGAUAUCAUUUUAUUUACUGAAUACUUUUCUCUUUGCUCGGAAACUCUUUUAUGCCGUGCAUUUUUAUUGGUUUGUGAUCCAGGCGUGUGACUCCAAGCUUUGUCUACCUCCGGUGCUAGCCUGAUUUAUUUCCAGCUCUACAUUUGUUUUACCGGAGAAAGAGGGGACAGAACAUAUUUUAAGGACAUUUUAUUUUCUUCAAUCGAGCAGGAGGGAAUGCAGAAGAGAGCUACACUAAGACAAUGAGAAAAACUACCGGGAAAGGAGUUGCCUGGUGAGAGCGGCCGUGUGCGGCAUGCUGAGGCCACUCCCCCUGGCCCAGGAUGAGUGUCAGAGAUGGCGCUGCCACCAUGGCAACGGUCGCAGGUGGUGGAGGAGGGGGAGGUGGGCCAGCCAGCCUCAGUGACCUCGACAACCGCUCUUACCUGCUGCAGAUUUACCCCCGGCUAACUGCUCUGUCCUCUGCUUGCUGCUGCCUCACAGUGCAGAAGGACUCCACAGCAGCUUCUGUGAUCUCAGACGCUGCUGCAGCGCUCGGGCUGGACCCUGGGCGCUCUUAUGUUUUGGCAGAGGUGAAAGAAAGUGGAGGGGAGGAGUGGAUCCUGGAGGCUGGGGAUCUGCCGGUGCAAAGGGUUCUGCUGUGGCCUCGUAAAGCCCAGGAGAAACAUGCUCAAAGUCUGGGCUUCUACUUCUUGCUACAGGAAAGGAACCAUGAUGGCACCAUUCGUUACGUGCACCUCCCACCACUGUCGAAGGAGCAGCAGGUACAGCAGUUGGCCGCGAGGGGCUUCCUCCCUCCACCACAGGACGAUUUUGCAGACCUCUGCAACCUCCCUGUCCUCAAUGAGGACACUAUACUAAAUAAUCUGCGCACACGCUUCUACAAGAAAAAGAUUUACACCUAUGCAGGCAGCAUUCUCAUCGCCGUCAACCCUUUUAAGUUUCUGCCAAUUUACAAUCCCAAGUAUGUCAAGAUGUACGAGAACCACCAGCUGGGCAAACUGGAGCCCCAUAUCUUUGCUAUUGCAGAUGUAGCGUACUAUGCCAUGCUCAGGAAAAGGGUCAACCAGUGCAUUGUAAUCUCUGGAGAGAGCGGCUCAGGCAAGACCCAGAGCACCAACUUCCUCAUCCACUGCCUGACGGCUCUUAGCCAAAAGGGCUAUGCCAGUGGGGUCGAAAGAACCAUCCUGGGAGCAGGGCCUGUGCUGGAGGCCUUUGGAAACGCUAAGACUGCCCAUAACAACAACUCCAGCCGUUUUGGUAAAUUCAUCCAAGUGAAUUACCUGGAGAGUGGUGUUGUCAGAGGGGCUGUGGUGGAGAAGUAUCUUCUGGAGAAGUCACGUCUUGUCUCCAGAGAAAAGAACGAGAGGAAUUACCAUGUAUUUUACUACCUGCUGUUGGGCGCUUCAGAGGCAGAGAGAAAAGAGUUUAAAUUGUUGCCUCCUGAAGAAUAUUUCUACCUCAAGCAGCUAAAUUUUAAGAUUGAAGAUGAGGAAGAUUUGCGCCAUGAUUUUGAACGACUUCAGCAGGCAAUGGAGAUGGUGGGGUUUCUUCCACCCACCAAGAAACAGAUCUUCUCCGUUCUUUCGGCCAUUUUAUAUCUGGGGAACGUGACCUACAUACGCAAGUCAAAUGGUCGGGAUGAGGGUCUGGAAGUGGGGCCCCCAGAGGUGUUGGCUACCCUCUCUGAUCUGCUCAAGGUCAAGGAGGAAUUGCUGGUUGAAGCACUCACCAAGAGGAAAACGGUCACAGUCAAUGAUAAGUUGAUCCUCCCCUACAGCCAUUCAGAGGCUAUCACCGCAAGAGACUCUAUGGCAAAGUCUUUGUACAGUGCCCUGUUUGACUGGAUUGUUCUCCGCAUUAAUCAUGCUCUGCUCAACAAGAAAGACAUGGAGGAAUCUGUCCCGUGCUUAUCCAUUGGAGUCUUGGACAUUUUUGGCUUUGAGGACUUUGAGAACAACAGUUUUGAACAGUUUUGUAUCAACUAUGCAAAUGAACAACUCCAGUAUUACUUUAACCAUCACAUCUUCAAUCUGGAGCAGGAGGAGUACCAAGCAGAGGGCAUCACCUGGCACAACAUCGACUACACUGACAAUGUGGGCUGUAUUCACCUCAUCAGUAAGAAGCCCACUGGUCUGCUUUACUUGCUGGACGAGGAGAGCAACUUUCCACAUGCCACAGAAGAAACAUUACUGGCCAAAUUUAAGCAACAGCAUCAGGGAAACAAGUACUUUGUGCCCACACCAGUUAUGGAGCCAGCUUUUGUCAUUCAACACUUUGCUGGGAGAGUAAAAUAUAAAAUAAAGGACUUCCGAGAAAAGAACACAGAUCACAUGCGGCCAGACAUUGUAGCCUUGUUGAGAAGCAGUGAUCGUUCAUAUGUCCGUCAGCUCAUUGGGAUGGACCCUGUGGCGAUGUUUCGAUGGGGGAUUCUACGUGCCACUAUCAGGGCACUCGCUGCUUUCAAUGAAGCUGGACGUGCAUGGGUGGCCAAGACUUCAGGUGUCGUCAGACCUGCAUCCAGAACUCCUCUAGGGGAGCUCCAGCGAUCGAAUACUCCGAUUGAACGAAUGUACAAACGAGCUUCUAUGCUCGAUUUUUGCUUUGAUCACUCUGAGGAGCGCCCUCUAGAGGCCUUUGAGGACAUCUUUGCUAGCUAUGAGAAUAAGAAGAAGAACAAAAACGCCAAACAGAAGCAAGUAAUCCCCAAGAGAUUACUGGAUUCUCGGUCUCUUAAGUUCAUUGUUGGUCUGACACUACACGAUCGCACUACCAAAUCUCUUCUUCAUCUGAACAAAAAGAAAAAGCCUCCUAGCAUCAGUGCCCAGUUUCAGACAUCUUUGACAAAGCUUUUAGAAACGCUGAACCGAGCAGAACCGUACUUUAUUCGUUGUAUUCGCUCCAAUGCAGAAAAGAAAGAGAUGUAUCUGGAUGAAACCUUAGUUGUUCAGCAGCUCCGAUACACAGGAAUGCUGGAGACUGUUCGAAUCCGAAGGUCAGGUUAUGGAGCCAAAUAUACAUUUCAGGAGUUCUUUACACAGUUCAGAGUUUUGUUGCCCAAGAAUGCCACAGCAUCAAAAGAAAUCAUUUCAGCUCUCCUUGAGAAGAUGGGCCUGGAUCCUACCACCUACCAGAUUGGAAAAACUAAGGUGUUUUUGAAAGAGCUGGAGCGACAACAACUUCAGGACACGCUCCACAAAGAGGUCAUGCGAAAGAUCAUCUUCCUCCAACUCUGGGUCAAAGCUCGACUGCAGAGGAAAGACUUUCUUGACAUGAGACAUGCAGCUGUUGUAAUACAGCGUUCUUGGCGGCGGUACUGUGAGGAGGAGCGGAGGCGACGUGCUGCCAUUGUAAUUCAGGCUCUGUGGAGGGGGCACCUACAGAGGAAAGAGUACAAACGCCAACUGAAAGGUGCAACUAAAAUACAAGCGCUCGUCAGGGGUCACUCUGCACGCAGGAGGUGCCAAUCCAUGCGUGAAGAAAAACGCAAAAAGGAGGAAGAGGAGAGAGAAGCACAGAGAAGACAGGAGGAAGAAGAGCGAAGGAGGAGAGAGGAGGAGGAGGAGGAGAGGAGGAGGUUAGAAGAAGAAGAGGAGAGGAGGAGGAAAGCUGCUGAAGAAGAGGCAUGCAGAAGAGCAGAAGAAGAAGAGCUUGCCAGAAGAAUCCAAGCCGCAGAGGAAGAGGCUCGGAAAAAGCUUGAGGAAGAGGAGGAAAGAGGAAGAUCAGAGCCUCAGACCAGAGAGGAUCCAGACAUAGAGCUAGUCACUGAGGAGACACUAGAUGAGACACAGGACUCUACUGAGGAGGUGGAGGAUGGAGAGAUGGGAUGGAUGGAGACAACACGCUCGCAGGUUGAAGAGCAAACGGGAGGAGAGGAGCUACCAUUGUCUGGUCAUGUGAUGAAAAUCAAAGGUACAGAAGCUGAGGCAGGCCCACAGCGGCCAGGCAAAGAGGACAAUAAGGAGAAUUUGUACACGGUAACACUAGAAGUUCCAACAGCCUCCACUCAAUUCCAACCCCCCUCACAAGUGGCUCCUACAGACAUUGCUCACUUACCUGCUAAUGCUGAAAAUGCACAAGUGAGAUCUCCUGAUGGUAACAACAGAAGUCAUACAGCAAUUCAGGAAAAGAGAGAAAAGAGGAGACGAAGGGGACUUGAACAUAAUCGUAGGGAGACAGAACGAGCAGCUGCCUCCUCUUCACCACCUACCAAUAAGGAUCAGACCACAAGUCCAAAGGUCAAAACUCCAGAAACCUCUAAGCUCAGAGAGAGAGCCAAUAGCAAAGAGAUAGACCAGUAUACAUUUGUGGUGCAGAAAAUAAAAGAUGACAGAUGGGGUAAGAAAGAGGAAAAAACGUCACCUACACAGGCUCCUCCUGUUCGUCCAUCUACAUUAUUCCUGCAGGCCCCUGAUCAUGACAGAAAUGGGCUCGGUGAAAGUGCUGGAGCUGUUAACCUGCAGCGUCGGCCUGGGGCAAUAAAAGAGAAACCAGAGAAAUGGAAAGGUAGAAGAAGUGAUGACUAUGACACUAUUACCCCUCAAGCAGGAAGAAAUGGGGCUUUGAAAAGACAGUUACUGGAAUCAGCAUCUUCAUCUAUUGACAGCUUAUCUCCAACUUCAGAGGGGGCUGGAGCAAUGUCUCCCCGUGAGUUAAAUUACACAGACAGCCACAUAGAACGUUCAAUGGGUGGUUCAUUUAGACGGCGACAUCAGGACUCGGGUCACCAAGAUCCAUCCCAGCCCAUCCCAUCCACACCAGACAGGUCUGGUGGCUUCCUUAGCAAGAUUCUUAAGAAACGACCCCAGAAAGAAGUUCAGACUCCUGAUGAUGGAGAGAUCACACCUAGUUUCAGUGAGAAGUCAUUUGGAGGAGAAGGAUAUUCAGCCCGCACUCUUUCUCAGUCACAUGGGGACCGCUCAGGGAAAGCUUUAGGUCGCAAUCCCACUAUAAAAAUCAGCCGUGCAACAAGAGUGUCUGAGCAGUGGAACGCCUCUUUGGACCGAGAAAUCACAAACGCCAAUGAACUGCGCCACCUGGAUGAAUUCUUAGGCAAUCAGGUAAACGACUUCCGCUCUAGAGGGAAAUCUCUUUCUGCCACUGAAGCCAUCUUUGUAACUGCCACAAUGCAGUUUAGAGAGACCAUCAAAGCCAUGUAUUCCCUCUCGAAACCCACGAUUGGUUACAAGGACCUGAUGACAAGCUACAAAAAUAAAGUGUUUCACCUGGCAGAUGACAAGCAAAAGGCAGAGGUGCAGCUGGUGGUGAACCUGUUCCAGUCAGUGCUGGAUGGGUUUAUCAGAGGAGAAAUGAAGAAGGAGGAGGCGGAGCCAGUCAAGCCAAAAGCAAGGAAAAAACGGCGGAAAAAAGACAAAAGUAUGGAGAGCCCCUUGGAUCAUGUUUUCAUCAACUAUCAGGUUAGCAUUAUGCAGUCAUGUGACCAGUGUACUUCAUACAUCUGGGGCAUGGAGAAAGCCUACAUGUGCAGCAGUUGUAAAAUGGUAUGCCACAAAAAGUGUCUCAACAAAAUAAUCACUGACUGCAACACGUUCUGUGCCAAAAAGGGGGAUGAGGAAUCUGGUGGUCUACACUUUGGCGUCCAUGUGGGACACCUGGUGAAUGAUAAAAGCCCUGUGCCCAUGGUGCUGGAGAUGAUGCUGGAACAUGUGGAAAUGCAUGGUCUUUACACAGAAGGCAUUUACCGCAAAUCAGGGUCUGCCAAUCGAAUGAAAGAGCUGCACCAGAAACUUGAAACAGAUCCUCAUCUGGUUUGCCUUGAAGACUAUCCCAUCCACACAGUGACCGGGCUGGUGAAACAGUGGUUGAGAGAGCUACCUGACCCACUCAUGACCUUC